Molecule: messenger RNA, 1757 nt
Organism: Helobdella robusta
Lineage: Eukaryota; Metazoa; Annelida; Clitellata; Rhynchobdellida; Glossiphoniidae
Exons: 3
Coding region: 178-1623 (481 amino acids)
Cellular component (GO): membrane; cytoplasm
Molecular function (GO): glutamine synthetase activity
Source: RefSeq, a predicted model, not a curated record
GGAAUGAUAUCCGAAAGAUUCUAACAUAACCCAAAAUCCUUGUUCCUCUUGUAAAGAAGUGGACCACCAUCAUCUCGAUGAAAAGUGUUCUGUGCUGUGACAAGCUAACGUACUCCAAGCUGAAAUUCCUCGUCGGAGAUUUUAAAUAUUUCAUUUUUAUCACAAAACUUUUAAGAAAUGCUAGAGCAGGGAUUCGAUAUUAAGGAACUGCACGAGGUUGAAAAGAAGAUUGGCAAAAAAUUCGACUAUAUGAGGUUUUCUUUCGCCGAUUUCAAUGGAAUCGCAAGGGGUGUGUCUAUGCCGAGGAGGCAAGCUGUGAAGGCCCUGAAAAGUGGUUUCUCGCUUUUUCUCGGAAACAUCACCUUAGGUCCGCGAGGCGAACCAAGCUCCAGCAAAGAAAUUGUGGAUUUGAGGUUUCCCAACUGCAACUUCAUCCCCUCUCCUGCAACUCUCACCCAUCUCGCGUGGGCUGGCAGGAAGAAGGAUUUUCUUUCAGAAACCGACCAGCGAGUAGUCGGUCAAGUAUUAUGCGAGUCAGCGUGGACGGCCCCAUUCAGAAACGGAUCAGCAAUCGACUCGUUACCUCGUUUCAUUCUCAGGCGCCAACUCGACCGACUUGAAAAAUUAGGUUACAUUUUCAAAUCUGCGUUCGAAGUUGAGUUCACCCUUUACGACGAAAAGACAGGUCUCCCUGUUUUUAAUGGUCUUGAUGCUGUGACGACUUUAGUUCUCGCAAAGUUUGAAGAUUAUCUGUAUACAUUGGAGGAAAAUUUGAAGAUGGCUGGCGUUGAAGUUACAAGCAUGUUAGUGGAGCAUGGUUUGGGGCAGUUCGAAUUGACGUUGGAGCCGUUGGAUGGUGUGAAAUCAGCGGACGCUCUCUUCAUCUGCAAGCAAGCAAUCAAGGAAAUCAGCAUUCAGAGAGGUUACGUGGCGAGUUUCAUGUCGAAACCGAGCAAGUACGCCUCAGCGAACGGACUGCAUCUGAACAUGUCGUUGUGGAAGAAAGAGGAAGAUGGAAAACUUGUCAAUGCUUUCUACGACGAUAACGAUCAAUACGGCUUAUCGAAAGUCCACCGCUCCUGGAUAGCCGGAUUAAUCAAACACGGAAAGUCCCUCAGCGCUCUUCAUUCACCGACCUACAACUGUUACAGAAGGUUCCACAAAUUUUUAGCUCCGGACGUAAUAACGUGGGGUAUCGACGAUCGAACGGUUCCAUUCAGAGCGAAGAGUUGCAGUCCAUCAGCAACCUACUGUGAAUGUCGUAUGCCAUCGGGGGCUUCCAAUCCCUACUUGGUGGUUGCCAGUGCGAUCGCAGCUGGAAUGGAUGGCAUCAUAAACGAGUUGGAGCUGCCGGAACGAGCCACAAACGUCAUGCUUUCGAUCGAUGCCACCCCCGAGGGCGGCAGGCAGGCUGAUACAGAGAGUGUGAAAUAUUUUCCGUACAGUUUGGCAGAAGCUCUGAAAGAAUUGGAGAGAGAUGAUCUGAUGAGGAACUCCUUAGGUGAGGAGUUCGUUCGCUGGUUCGUGCAACUGAAGUAUGAAACUGAGAUUAACGUUCUCAGCCCGUUGAACGAUGAAGAUAAAUGGAUAAAAGAGAAAGAAUUAUACUUUGAAUUUAUUUAAAUUUAUGAAGACACACAUGCAAAAUAUGAACCCUAGUUUGAUCAUUUCAAUGAAAGUUUCAUAUCAUGUUUUAUAUAUUUCACAUUCCCUAUCAAUUAAUUGUGUUCUUUGUUAAAUAAAUUUUUUUAAAACUA